Molecule: messenger RNA, 1341 nt
Organism: Hippoglossus stenolepis (Pacific halibut)
Lineage: Eukaryota; Metazoa; Chordata; Actinopteri; Pleuronectiformes; Pleuronectidae
Product: prothymosin alpha
Exons: 5
Coding region: 155-538 (127 amino acids)
Source: RefSeq, a predicted model, not a curated record
UGGACUUUGAAACGAGGUCUGGAGAAAAAGCGGAGUGGAGCGGACAUCAUUCCUCCGUCAGCGUCUUCAGAGCAGACACGAAGGCGACGAGCCAAGAAGAGAAAACACCGCAGCUCAGAAACAGGAAUACACUCAUCGACAUUCAAAUUAAACAAUGGCCGACACAGCUGUUGACAAGACCGCCGCCCCAGAGGUUACAGCCAAGGAGCUGAAGGAGCUGAAGGAGAAGAAAGAAGUCCAAGUGGAGGAGAAGAAGAAGAAGAAGGAGGAGGAGAAGAAGAAGACGGACAACGGGGACGCACCUGCCAAUGGCACAAAUGGAGCUGAUCACAGUGACAAAGUGGAAGAACCCGAGGAGGAGGAGGAGGAGGAGGAACACAAGAAUGGAGAUGCUAAAGCAGAGGAGGCGCCCCCUGCUGAGAAGACCGAUGCACAGCCUGUGAAACGUGCAGCUGAUGAGGAGGAGGAAAAGGUGGAGACUAAAAAACAGAAGACGGAGGAAAAUGGCGAUUCAAAAGAGGCAGAAGUGAAGGCUUAGAUCUUCGCUCUGUGUUUGCGGCACUGUCUUACCGGCCUGGUCAACAUCAUGUUGUAGAGCUUGUGCUUCUCUGUAUCUUUGAGAGAGAUUUCUUUUCGUUUGCUCCCAUGUUACCACAUUGCACUGGAGUCCUGAAACAUAGUGGCCCUGCAUCAUUUUUUAUGAAAUGUUAUUUAUUGGUCUUUAAAAUGAGCUUUUUUUCUACUUGUAAAAUUGGGCCACACCAUGAGAUCAGUUUAUUUUUAUUUGAGGUUUUAUAUCAGUAUGUGAGAAGCACAAUCUCUGUCAGUGCUGACCAGAUGAUUCAUACAUUCAGGCAGCUGCUCACCUCCAAGGCUCAUGUUGACCUCUCAGAUUCACAUAAAGGACCAAAGAUGAGUUUUAAGCAGGGGCUAAUGGACAUGUGUUAGCAUUAUUAGUUGAGGCAUACUAUUUUUGUGUUGAGCUGCUAAUUAAUCCUUAGCUCGGCUGCCCUGUCAACAUAACAGAUGGUGCAAAUGAAUAAAGGGGCUGUGUCUUGCAUCUCCAUGAUAAGGCUACUUGUUUUAUGGAGGCAGGAUUUUUGCAAUGUUAAUUAACCCCUCUUAAAUCGUCAAGCUUUGGUCAUUUGUUCUGUAUGCAUUCCACGCAAGUUUGUACCAUUUAUACUUUGUUUUUUCUUACAUCUUCAACAAGUUAUGUUAUGGCUGAGUAGCCCAGGUUUUGUGUCCAGGACUGCCUUUUUCAGAAACAGAAUGACGUUUGGUUACUUCAGCCACUGCUUUGUAUAUUCUGAUUAACAAAUAAAUUGUCUUUUUACUUAA